Molecule: messenger RNA, 1490 nt
Organism: Silurus meridionalis
Lineage: Eukaryota; Metazoa; Chordata; Actinopteri; Siluriformes; Siluridae
Product: C3a anaphylatoxin chemotactic receptor-like
Exons: 2
Coding region: 277-1269 (330 amino acids)
Biological process (GO): inflammatory response; positive regulation of cytosolic calcium ion concentration; complement receptor mediated signaling pathway
Cellular component (GO): plasma membrane
Molecular function (GO): complement receptor activity; G protein-coupled receptor activity
Source: RefSeq, a predicted model, not a curated record
ACACCCGUGCAGUUCGGGACAAUCCGGCAAACGGCAGUUCAAUUAUAUUACCCACGGUGCGUUAUGGAGGAAGCGCAGCACGUACGGAAAGCGACGGGGAAGCGUCGGUAGUCCGAGGUGCACUGGGGAAGCCAAACGCGGCCGUGGAGUGAGCGAGGAGUCCGGGCGAAGAAGGCAUGCAGCGGGAGAAGCACAUAAGCGAAUACUCAGCAUGAACUUGCACGACCACGCAUGAACGUCUAAUAACGGACCCGGAAUGUGGAUUCAAAUAGCAUCAUGAAUUCAGUAAUAGACUCUAAUUCUACUGAAUAUGAAACAACAGGACAUAAUGGCUUCUCCACUCCUGUCUCUUCAGUGGCUCAAAAAGUGGCUCCAAAUCAUACAUGCACAGAUGUAAUGUGUGUUUUGUUGGCAAUGUUCAAUGUGAUCAUUAUGGUUCUUGGAAUCAUUGGAAAUGGUUUGGUGAUCUGGAUCGCAGGGUUUAGGAUGAAGAAAACAAUCAACACUGUAUGGUACCUCAGCCUUGCUGUGUCUGACAUUCUUUACUGUGCAUUCCUUCCUUUGUCCAUUGUCUAUGUUGUUAAAGAAGACUGGAUCUUUGGGAGCUUCAUGUGCAAAUCUUUGCCCUUCUUCCUGUACCUUAACUGGUUCAACAGCAUCUUUGUCCUCCUCCUCAUCAGCGUGGAUCGUUGUAUUGUGGUCAUCUUUCCUGUAUGGGCACAAAACAAGCGCACUAUACACAAGGCCUGGGCAUUGGUUCUAGCAGCCUGGAUUGUUUCAGCAUUGCUUAGCUGGCCAGCCACCAUUUUCUAUAAAAUUACAAACAACAACUCAUCUAGCCACUGUAUUUGCGAGCACGAGCAUGAGAAUGCUAUUGUGCUAUGCCGGUUCAUUUUAUUAUUUGCAAUCCCCUUUCUGAUCAUCGUCAGCUGUUAUGCCCUCAUCAUCCGAAAACUGAAAUAUAACAGCAUGGAGAGGUCCAAAAAGCCAUUUAAGGUCAUGACAGCACUGAUAGCUGCUUUCUUUAUUUGUUGGAUGCCUUAUCACAUAUUUUACUUAUUGGAAAUAAAUCUAGAAGGCGCCAGUAUCAACCGGAUCGGACGAAAAAUUGGAAUCACUCUUGCAGGCGCCAACAGCUUCAUAAACCCAAUACUGUAUGCUUUCAUGGGAAAGGACUUCUGUCGAAGACUGAGAGAACCACUAAAGAGAAAUACCAGAAUACACUCAGUGGGACGUUUUUCUCAUUCAGGAGAAAGCAAACCGGUGUAAAUUUCCUGUAAAUAAGUGUGCAUAUAUAAUGUAUAUAUGUGUGUGUGUGUGUGUGUGCGUGCGUGCGUGCGUGCGUGCGUGUGUGUAUAUGUAUAUGUAUAGAUAUAGAUAUAUAUAGAUAUAGAUACAGUCCCUGACAAAAGUCUUGUCGCUUGUGUACAAAUUGAACCGAAGUGCCGCUGAAAUAUAUUUCUAAUCAAGAUUUUUUUUUUUUUUUUUUU